AAUAAAUACGUCUAUCGGCAUCCAAUCUAGCUGCUUUUACCUGCACAAUCGCUCGUGCAGUCAUUUAAACCGCUCGCCGCACAUUCCAUUCGUGUGUCAGUAAUCAGAGGCAUUACAUUCGCGCUUGUUCGAAAACGUUAACAUGAAGCUGUACGCGGUAUCUGACGGUCCCCCAUCUUUGGCCGUUCGUAUGGCCCUGGAGGCUCUCAAUAUUCCCUAUGAGCACAUCAGCGUUGAUUACGGCAAAGCCGAACAUAUGACCGACGAGUAUGAGAAGAUGAACCCGCAGAAAGAAAUUCCGGUGUUGGACGAUGGCGGAUUCUUCCUGAGCGAAAGCAACGCCAUUUUGCAGUACCUUUGCGAAACGUAUGCCUCCUCGGGCGAGCUGUAUCCGAAGGACCCGAAGGAACGCGCCGUGGUGAACCAUCGGCUGUGCUUUAACCUAGCGUUCCUUUAUCCGCAAAUAUCGGCCUACGUUAUGGCGCCGAUUUUCUUCGACUACCAACGCACGGAUAUGGGUUUGAAGAAGCUUAAUAUAGCGUUGGCUGCUUUCGAAACGUACUUGAAGCGCGCCGGUACGAAGUAUGCUGCUGGCGAUUCUCUCACGAUCGCCGACUUCCCGCUGGUUACGUCGGUAAUGUGCCUGGAAGCGAUCGCGUUCAACAUCGGUGAGAAGUAUCCGACUAUUCAGCAGUGGUACACUGGGUUCAAGAAUGCUCAUCCGACCCUGUGGGCCAUCACGGCAAAGGGCAUGGCAGAGAUUGCCGAGUUUGAGAAGAACCCGCCGGACCUUACCGGAAUGGUACACCCGAUCCAUCCGAUUAGAAAGGUGGGAACAAAAUAAAAUGCUCAGUUUUUUUGUUGUUUUCAAACAUGCAUUUAAAAAUAAAAUGCUAAGAAUUCUUCUAAAGGAAAAUAAAGAAUUUAAAAUUCAGCAAAUAC
Messenger RNA from Anopheles nili, 942 nucleotides. RefSeq names its product glutathione S-transferase 1-1 (gene gfzf). The coding region runs from base 143 to 844 and encodes 233 amino acids. The transcript is spliced from 3 exons. Gene Ontology annotation, molecular function: glutathione transferase activity. The record is from RefSeq and is a predicted model, not a curated record. Gene Ontology annotation, biological process: glutathione metabolic process. NCBI's taxonomy places the organism in Eukaryota, Metazoa, Arthropoda, Insecta, Diptera, Culicidae.